ACACCACCAGUUCAUUCACUAGGUGAUCAAGUCAAAGUCGAGUUUAAAGUACAACCAGAUUGGUAUUACAAUGGUACACGAUGUGCUAAAUUCAAUACGAUUGUUUUCGAUCGAGAAACUUGGCAAAAACCACAACAAGUGGAUAUGUCUUUUAUUGAUUAUGGUUGUUGUAGCUAUGCAGUUACUGCAACUGGUGGUGGAUAUGAAUGGCAGUAUGCAAAUUCAACAUUUGUUGUUUAUGCAUGUGAUGGACAGGCUGGAUAUGGCUGCAAAGGCAAAGAACCGUGCGGAGCAUGA
Molecule: messenger RNA, 297 nt
Organism: Rotaria sordida
Lineage: Eukaryota; Metazoa; Rotifera; Eurotatoria; Philodinida; Philodinidae
Source: the annotation of a GenBank genome assembly